This is a messenger RNA of Dovyalis caffra, 483 nucleotides long. The record is from the annotation of a GenBank genome assembly. Lineage: Eukaryota; Viridiplantae; Streptophyta; Magnoliopsida; Malpighiales; Salicaceae.
AUGCAAGACGUGGGAUCACAAAUGCUUUUACUCGUGGCAGUUGUUAAACUGCAAGGAGUGGCUGCUCGACAUGCAAAGAUGCAGAAGACUACACAAAUGGGAAGACAAGUUAUUAGUAGUGAAAAAUCAACAGAGAGGAUCACAUCAUCAGAGAAAAUUGCAGGGCAUGAAGAUGUACUGAUCACAGAAAUCUUGCUACGUUUACCAGUGAAAUCUCUAUUCAUAUUCAAGUGUGUUUGCAAAAGCUGGCUUUUCCUCAUAUCAAGCACUCGAUUCUGUAACAACCACAGCCGCUGCAACACAAAUACUGCACCCUCAGGCCUCUUCUUUCCAGGGUUAUUUUAUGUUUCUCUUCGAAACAAAAAAAUUGAUCAACAUGAUAACCAUCUAAGGUUUCCUUCUCUUACCUUUUUAAACACCCCAGUUGCUAAAAUCAUCCAGUCUGCAAUGGUUUGUUACUUUGCAGCUCUAGCACACAGUUGA